GACGAAAUUGAAGUAAAGCUAUAAACAGUACUCCAACAUCUUCUAUUCUUUGACUUGGCAAUUUCCACCUUCAAAAGGCGGGCGGCCAAAUAAUCCCACGCUACUCACGGGUAGCUUGGUAACUUAAAUCCUAAAAAAAAAAAAAAAAAAAAAAAAAAAAAAAUUUAAUUCCGCCUCAGUGAAGCAGCAAGCCGAGAGGUUUAAUUUUGAUUCUAUUCAACCAACAACUAAACGCGACCGAGAACACAAAAAACGUGUGUUUUGGUGGGUGUGAAUUGUUCUGUAUAAAACAGAUUUAACCAGACAAAAGGGGGUUUUUGCCAACAAUCCACAAUGAGACGUCCGAAGAAGUACGAAGCCGGAGAGGCCACCCAAUACAUCAGUCGUCGGGCGGCGAUUCGGAAGCUCCAGCUGUCGCUGAAUGACUUCCGCCGUCUGUGCAUCCUCAAGGGUGUCUAUCCGCGCGAGCCCAAGCACAGGCGUCGUGCCCAGAAGGGCUCCUCGGAGAUCAAGAUCCUGUACCACACCAAGGACAUUCGGUUCCUGCUGCACGAGUCCAUUGUGUGGACGCUGCGUGAUUACAAGAUCUUUGCCAAGAAAACCAGCCGCGACCGCGCCAUCAAAGAUUUUCGCAACCUGAAGCGCAGAUUGGCCCUGUUCCCUGAAAUCAAGCUCGAUCACAUUGUCAAGGAACGCUAUCCGACCUUAAUAGACGCCCUCAAGGACCUGGACGAUUGCCUGACGAUCGCUUAUCUCUACAUUAGCACGUGAAUAUAAAUUAAUAGAGAAAAACC
Drosophila miranda is the source of this 794-nucleotide messenger RNA. Its product is annotated as pescadillo homolog. Lineage: Eukaryota; Metazoa; Arthropoda; Insecta; Diptera; Drosophilidae. Gene Ontology annotation, cellular component: nucleolus; PeBoW complex. The transcript is spliced from 3 exons. The record is from RefSeq and is a predicted model, not a curated record. Gene Ontology annotation, biological process: ribosome biogenesis; maturation of LSU-rRNA from tricistronic rRNA transcript (SSU-rRNA, 5.8S rRNA, LSU-rRNA). The coding region runs from base 334 to 771 and encodes 145 amino acids. Gene Ontology annotation, molecular function: RNA binding.